Messenger RNA from Synchiropus splendidus (mandarinfish), 1660 nucleotides. Its product is annotated as bone morphogenetic protein 7-like. Gene Ontology annotation, molecular function: cytokine activity; growth factor activity. Bases 1 to 1275 code for a protein of 424 amino acids. Gene Ontology annotation, biological process: SMAD protein signal transduction. The record is from RefSeq and is a predicted model, not a curated record. The transcript has 7 exons. Gene Ontology annotation, cellular component: extracellular region. Lineage: Eukaryota; Metazoa; Chordata; Actinopteri; Syngnathiformes; Callionymidae.
AUGACAGGCCGCCUGGUCUUGACGUUGACGCUGCUCUCGUGGAUUUAUUGCGUCUCCGCUUCACAGUUCGUCUUCUCCAACUACUCCGUGGAGAACGAGGUCCGAUCCAGCUUCAUCCAGCGGCGGCUGCGCAGUCAGGAGCGCAGAGAGAUGCAACGCGAGAUCCUCUCCAUCCUGGGUCUGCCGCACCGUCCGCGACCGCACGUCCACACCAGACACGACGCCGCUCCCAUCUUCAUGCUGGACCUUUACAACCAGAUCUCCACAAACACGGAGCCUGCCGGAUUGUCCUACUACAGACCCCUCCGGCCCACGCAGGCCGCCCCCAUGGUGACCCCGCAGGACAGCCGCUUCUUGGAUGACGCGGACAUGGUGAUGAGCUUCGUCAAUCUUGUCGAUCACGAACAGGACCUGGUCUACCGGCGUCAGAGAACGGAAUUCCGAUUUGACCUUUCUCGGAUUCCUGACGGGGAGCUGGUCACCGCUGCAGAGUUCAAGAUUUAUAAAGAUUUCUUGCAGGAGCGCCACGAGAAUGAGACCUUCAGGGUCCGUGUGUACCAAGUCCUGCAGCGGCCUCCCACCAGCGAAGUGGAGCUGUUGCUGCUCGACCAGAGAGAAGUUUGGGCGGCUGAGGAAGGCUGGCUAGUCUUUGACCUGACUGAAACCAGUAACCUGUGGGUGCUGGACCCGGAGCAGAACCUCGGCCUCCACCUGGUCGUGGAGGAUCGCUAUGGCCGGAGGACUGACCCACGACUGGCCGGGCUCUUGACAGGCAGCGGGUCCCGGAACAAGCAGCCCUUCUUGGUGGCCUUCUUUAAAGCAAAUGAGGUUCGCUUCCGGAACAUUCGCUCCGCACACGGGCACAAGGCGCGACAGUCUCACCGCUCAAAACCUCAGAGGACUGUUCACGAUGCACUGAAAGCUGUGGAGGCAGCAACAGAGAGUCUGAGCAUGUCGAAGGAAGGCUGUAAAAAACACGAGCUGUACGUCAGUUUCAGAGAUUUGGGCUGGCAGGACUGGAUCAUCGCACCGGAGGGAUACGCUGCGUACUACUGCGACGGGGAGUGUGCUUUCCCUCUCAACUCCUACAUGAACGCCACAAAUCACGCCAUUGUGCAAACGCUGGUGCACUUCAUCAACCCGGAGACGGUGCCAAAGCCCUGCUGCGCGCCCACUCAGCUCCAUGGAAUAUCAGUGCUCUACUUUGACGACAGCUCCAACGUCAUCCUGAAGAAGUAUCGGAACAUGGUGGUCAGAGCCUGUGGCUGCCACUGACCCCUGAGCUUGAAGGACAAGAAGCAUUUGGCAAAGGACUUUUGGGUGAAAGAGAGAAUUGCCAUGUGAACAGGAAAAAAAAGAAGCAAGUGAGAUUGUGUUCGGAAGCCACACCUGAGAACUGACUGAACCAGUUGGCUCCGUGUGUCUGCUCUGCCGCUGGGUCACUGUGAGGGGAUCAGGAUGGAGAGACGUGGACUGUGGAGGUCACUAACUGCAACUACUCCGAGCAGAAAUGUCACUGAUGACUCCAGCUGUGAAGGCCAGGGUGGAAGAGCUGCCACAAGCAAAAAUGAAAUCUAGAAAUAGUUGUUGCACCAGAGUAUAGUGUUUCGUUUCUAUUUUACAAGACUUGCUGUCACAGGAAGGAACAGAAAUAUUGUGA